AUGAACGAAAAUGGACAGGAGUCGUCUCUUUCGGAUUUUGAAGCCGCUCGGAGUAGUCUUCGACAGCGUUGGGAGUUGGCUUCUGUUCUCAAUUUCUUCAAGGUGUUUGAGCCUGUUAUAGAAAGUAAUCUGAAGAUUUCUGCUGAAGAGAUUGAGACAUCACUCAUUCAACCAAACAAAUCUCUUGCUCAGAUUCACAUAUCACUCUUAAAGGGAAUCCCACCUGUAAGUAAAAACCUAAAAGAUCCAGAUGCUUGGGUUGUAGCACUCUCUAAGAAGCUCAGCAUGUGGUGGCCAUGGGUUGCUGAGGGUGAUUUUCCAUUAACUGCAGCCAAAGGGGCUGAAAUGGAAACAUACAAGAAACUUGACCCCACAAUUCGUCUUGUAAUCCUUAAAGCACUCUGUGAGAUCAGAGCUGAUCAACAUGAUGUGGUGUCAUACAUUAAUGAAGGAGUAAAAAUCAAGAAUGAGAUGUCUACUUUCAGAAAAAUAAACAUUGGUGAUGAUGGAAAAGGCACUUCAUAUUGGUGUGAUGGAGAUGAAGUUAUUGGUUUUAGAUUGUACAAAGAAAUAAAUACUUUUAAAAAAACUGGAACAGAAACAACUGUUGGUUGUAUAUGGGAAACACUUGCAACUAACCUACAGGAGUUCCAGAAAGUUGUGGAUGAAUACUCAUCAAGUAAAUCAAAACCUGAAGUUGCUGUUAGUGUUGUAGUUGAAACUGAAAUCAUGCCUGUUCUUAAUAAACUUGAGAAGAAAAAACAAAAAGCAUUGCAGAGGAAGAGGCAUGAAGAGAGGAUUUUGAAUAAUUUCUGUAGAGUUGGAACCACACGUUCCUGUCGUAGAUCUAAACCUGUCAGUUACACUUUUGAUGAAUAUGACAAGGUCAUUAAUGAAGCCAUACGACAAACCAAGAAAAUGAAAACCAAAGAAGAACAGAAGAAUCAGAAAAAAGUAAGUUCAGUGAAGGAGGAUUCACAUUCAGAGAAAGAUCAGGAUGAUGAUGAGUCCACUGAAUCUGACUCUGAGAACAGCAAGCUUGAAAAUGGAAAUGUUUCUGAAGAUAGCAGCCAGGAUUCUGGUGAAGAAUCACAUGAAAACAAUGAAGAAGAAGAAGAAGAAGAAAACAAUGAUGAUGAAAAAGAAGAAAGUGAUGAUGAAGAAGAAGAAGAAGAAAACAAUGAUGAUGAGGAGGAAAAGAAUGGGAAUGAUAGCAGUGAAGAUGAGUUAGUUGAGAAAUCUGAAAUUGAAAAUGGAAAUUUUGUUGGGAAAAAAAGAGGUAGGAAUGAUGAUGAUGAUGAUGAUAUGGAAGAGAUGAGAAACUUUGGUGCAAAGAAAAGAAUGAGGCAAAGGCCAAAUCGUAAUUCAGCAAUUGAAUCCUCCAUUGUUCCUGAUUCUGAGGAUGAAAGUUGUUCUGGAAAUAGUGAUAGUUAG
Messenger RNA from Lactuca saligna, 1434 nucleotides. NCBI's taxonomy places the organism in Eukaryota, Viridiplantae, Streptophyta, Magnoliopsida, Asterales, Asteraceae. The record is from the annotation of a GenBank genome assembly.